This is a messenger RNA of Mercenaria mercenaria, 3039 nucleotides long. RefSeq lists its product as uncharacterized. The record is from RefSeq and is a predicted model, not a curated record. The transcript has 3 exons. Gene Ontology annotation, molecular function: DNA binding. The coding region runs from base 1272 to 2825 and encodes 517 amino acids. Lineage: Eukaryota; Metazoa; Mollusca; Bivalvia; Venerida; Veneridae. Gene Ontology annotation, biological process: DNA integration; DNA recombination.
CGAUAACUUGAUAUUUACAAACAUGACUAUAAAUAGAUUAAAAUGGAACAUAGGGAAUUCAACAUUUUUCUAACAUGUUACAAUUUAAAUAUUUCUAGAUUUUGUACCAAUUGGAAAUUAGCUCAGUGGUAAAGCAUACAGUCCAUGUUAAACAGAUCUUUUGCCGUGUGGGUUCGAAACUCAGCAUCGACAUUAAAUUUUUAUUUCUAUAAACAUGUAGAUUGCUUCAUAAACUAUGUUUCAACACAACAGAGAAGUAUCUUAAGCCGAUAUGGCAGAUCAGAAAAGUUUAGCAUUAUAUUAAAGAUGAUGUUGACUAAAUGCAUGCAUUUAAGCCAUGCAAAUAAUAAACAUACUGUUGUGUUAUAUAACGGCAUACAUACAGAUACUAAUAAACUUUGAUAAUGUGGCAGUUGAGUCCAAUAAGUCCAGAGGUGUUCAAAGAUAAACCAUCAUGAAAUUAUCUUGGAGCUAUAUUGCAAUGCAAUUAUUAGUUACUUGUUUUGGAAAAUUAACAGUGUCGAUUGUAUUGAGGUCAUUUGUCACAUUAUCAAAGUUUAUUAAUACAAACCGUCAAAGAAAGAAACAAAAAUACGGAAGUAAAAAUGAAAACGAAAAGAAAAAAAACACAAAAAGACAAAAAUUGAAAAAAAAACUCACGAAGAUUCGAACCCACAAAAUGAUUUGCUUAUGUGCAAUUGUUAUCUGCGUUUUACCCGACUGAGCUAUGUUUCCAUGAAAUCAUAGUAUAUUUAAGAUGAAACAAAUACUAAUAUUUACUUAGAAGGUAAUGUGUAAGCAUUAUGGGUUGGUAUUUCAUCGGUUAUCAUGAAAUAGAAUCGUCCUUGCGUUUCGGCGGGAACCUUGUUAUCGUUGGGGAUUAGUAUAGGAUAGUGUUUAUUAGUAAACAAUUAUCAAAUUAAAUUGGUCUUUUAAUUUGAUAAAUGCUUACUAAUAAACACUAACCUGUUUAGUGGUAGAAAUUAUAUUUUGUUUACUAUCUUAGUUCCCGCAGCGAGUGUCAAACGUAUCUAACGUCACAGGUCAUACAGGUACCUACUAGCUUUAUGCAAAUUAGUUCCAGCGAGGUGUCCUGGACAGUUAGUUAUCUAGAUCAUUCCAUCGGAAUAAAGACACGUGCUAUCACGCUAUUGAAUUAAGAGUAAAAUGGGCGACGAAGAAAAAAAUCUCGACGUCAGCUGCUUUGAUCUCCUUGAAGAUACAGAACUGUUAAAAAUCUUACAGUCUGGUGUUUUGAGUGACGAGCCAACAUGUGCCACUGCCACCGUUACGGCAACACGCAGGAGCUUCUGAUACCCCGGGCCCGGGCGUCGGAACAUGAACGCGUGUCCUGUGCUACCGACGACCACGCCAAGGACGGUGUCCGUUCGAACAGCGAUACGAAACCCUUGUCUGCCGUCAGUGACAAUCAGCAAACCGUCGCCAAUCCUUCAACGAGUGCAGCUAGGUUUGGAGAUCCUAUGUCAGAACAGCAGAUUCGAGAGAAGAAUGUCGGCGCUGUACCUAAGAAAACUAGGGCAUUAAACGAGUGGUCAGUGAAAGUCUGGGUGGACUGGGCGAGGCAUCGCAAUGCACAGCCUGUGACAGUGUACGAACCGGGGUAUCCCAUACCGGAGGAUAUAGGGCUGCUGGACGAUGCUAUGCUUAAUUACUGGGGACAGCGUUUUAUAAUGGAGAUAAAGAGACAGGAUGGAGCUGAUCACCCACCGAACACACUCCAUCAGUUAGUUUGUGGUUUGCAACGUUACUUAAGAAACGUAUGCGGCAAACUGUAUAUUAACUUUAUUAAGGAAGGUACGCAGUUUAACGACUUCCGGAAGAGUUUAGAUACGCGAAUGAAGGAAUUGUAUGCAGCUGGAGUCGGGAUCAAAAGGUCUUCUAGUGAUCCUGUUACCAUGAGUGACGAAAUUCGUAUGUGGGAAAUCGGAGUAUUUAACAGCAGUAGUGCCACGGGACUAAGUAAUGCAGUCUUUUACUAUAACGGUAAACUGUUCGGUUUCAGGGGAUUUCAAGAACAUAUUAAUUGUCAAGCUACCCAGUUCGAAAUACUUGAGGACAAGGAACAGAAUUUGCGUUAUAUUCUAUUCACUCCUGGUCAACGUAAAAACUCGCAAGGUGGGCUCAAAGGUCGCAAAUUUGUCCAAGAGCCAGUGCGACACUAUGAACAACCGGACAGACAGCAUAAUCUUGUUGAAUUGUAUGAACGGUACCUGGCCCUCAUUCCUAGAGCCGGGCCUAUGUACAGGCAGCCACUUGACGGCGUGGAUGAAAAUAACAAUCCAAAAUUUAGUGCCGCAACAAUCUCACACAAUGGAAUAAAAUCUAUGAUGAAGCGUUUCUUUACAGAAGCCGGUAUUGACACAAACGAUAGUAAGAUAACAAACCACUCUGCACGAGUAUCUCUUUGUACAACGUUAUACAAUAAGAACUUCGCGGACAAGGCCUUAACUAGCCGGAGCAAACAUAGGAGUAACGCUGUUCAAGCUUAUCAGAGAGAACAAUUUGAUAUUUUGAACGGUAUAAGCGAUGCACUCGAGCCGGAGUUGAAAAACCCAAAAGUCCAAGUAAAAGGCGAUGGACUCGAGCUGAAACUGGAAAAACCAAAAUUCUGUGUAACGGAAACUGUUUCAUCAGCAGCUGAUGAGAAAAUCUCGUCUGCUAAGGUCGAACAAUACUCCCGGCCUGCAACCAUGGAAUUUCCAGUUUUACCAAGCAGUGAUUGCCAUGUGGAUGAUGGAUUAGUGAUUCAUGUACCGAACUGUGUGAAAAAUCUAGUAAUUGUUAAAAGCGAUGAGAAAAAAUGAUCUUUGACAUCUAGAUAUGAAAGACUUUUGAAAACAGUUGAUAUUUUCAAGUUUUUUUUUAAAGUUUGAGUUUUUCAAGUUUAAAUUUUUCUUCGUGUUAGACUUUGGAGACAGUUUAGGACGAUAUAUGAAGUGUAUCUGUGUUGUUAACUUUUAUUUCUACGGACUUAAAAUAAAAAUGUAAGUAUUCUGAUGUGAAAUCAUUAAAGUUGUG